AAAUUUUUCUAUCUUGUCAUUUCCCUAUCUUCAAGCUAGGGCACCAUUUUUUAUUUCCAUUUCUUCGAACUUCAUACUCUCCAUUUCUUCAAGCUUCAUACUCUCUAUUUCCGAUUUCCAUUUGUUUAAGCUACGCAGAUCAUCCUCUUGAUAGCUCUUUGUUACUUCAAAUAGUCCCCACCAUGCUUCAACGCUUUGACCUCGUGUCCAUGUAUGAAGCAUCCCUCUGCUAGCUCUGUAGCUCGUCUUAUCGCCAUAACCAUAGGUUCAAGGAAAUCCAAAGCUUAUUGCGAUGGGGGAUUUCUCGGUUUCUAGCCUCAAUUCAGAACUUAUAUCUGUAGCUGCAGCUGAAAGGAAGUUGGUGUUCAAAGAAGGUAUAGAGGAAAGAUUAUGUGCAUAUUCUCCGACUGUCGCUCAUCACUUCCCAACGACAGUAAAAGAGGUACGAUUUAAAGUCGAAGGUCACGAAGCUUCAGUAUUGCUUCAAAUUCACCGAUCUUAUAAUAGUUGGAGAUAUAGUUUAAAGAAAAAUUGGUUGUUGAAAUAUGAUAUAAUUACAAAAGCUUUAGCAAAUAUUCUACCAGAAAUUACAAGAGAAGAUGCAUAAUAUCUUGCAAAGUUAUGGAAGUCAACUGAAGAUCAUGUUGAUUCUAAUAUCUUUUUCUUGUACAUAAAAAAAGUUGUGCUUAAUAAGAAA
Benincasa hispida (wax gourd) is the source of this 697-nucleotide messenger RNA. RefSeq lists its product as uncharacterized. NCBI's taxonomy places the organism in Eukaryota, Viridiplantae, Streptophyta, Magnoliopsida, Cucurbitales, Cucurbitaceae. The record is from RefSeq and is a predicted model, not a curated record.